Messenger RNA from Aspergillus niger, 1743 nucleotides. RefSeq lists its product as uncharacterized. Gene Ontology annotation, biological process: DNA-templated transcription. The coding region runs from base 1 to 1743 and encodes 580 amino acids. The record is from RefSeq and is a predicted model, not a curated record. Lineage: Eukaryota; Fungi; Ascomycota; Eurotiomycetes; Eurotiales; Aspergillaceae. The transcript has 4 exons. Gene Ontology annotation, molecular function: DNA binding; zinc ion binding.
AUGUCCCCCCUUAACCAACUAUAUGAUCUAUCUAGAUUCGUUGUGAUGCCAGUUUCCCACAAUGCGAUUGGUGCAAGCACCAUAAUCUGGCCUGUACCUACAAUAGACUUCGGGGUUCAACAUACGUUAGGUAUGGAGCUGCCGUCUGACAUUGGGUCUUAUCAAGAAUCCUCGGCUAAACCCCGUGUCCGUAGCCAGGUGGCUUCCCCAUCACCCGGACCUGAUGUCGAUUCUGAUCGACCGGCACUAUCCGCCUUUCCAUCCAUAGCAGAGGGGAUAGAACCCCCGAGACACGCAAACACAUUUCUGAACAAUGUCACUUAUUUCACAGGGUACCACAUCUUCCCUGAGGAAGGCCAGAAAUGGAUUGAAACACAGGUAGGGGAAAGCAUCGAAUUCGACAAACUGUUCGCUCUCGAACUCCAAUGGUUCCAGCCGCUCCGUUUCUUUGCUGACUCUGCGACGCACCCCUCUCCACUCCCAUCCCUUCCUCCAAGACCCGUCCUUGAACGGCACAUCCUAGUGUAUAGCUCUUCCUUUCAGAGUCUAGUGUUUCCUGUAGUCAGCAAGUCCACAUUUUGCAGGACAUUAGAUCUCGCCUACAGUCCCAUCCCAUCUCCAGGCUCUGCUAGCGCAAAAUCUUGCGUAUAUUCAUUCCUGGCCCUUGUGUCUCUGUUUGGCUUUGAUGACGCUAGCCAUGAUUGCAUGGAUUGCCGAUCUUUUCCACAACUGAUCACUCGCCAGGUUCAACUCCAAUACUUCUUGGGUGACCUGCGCUCUGCAGGUGUUACUCUGUCAAUAGCCACACGGCUUCUAUAUGCACUGGGUGCUCAUAUAUUACCCACUAAGGCCACCCCCUCUCGCGCCCCUGUCUAUGAUAAGAGCGACAUCAGAUGCCACCUGCGAGAUCUAUUCUGGCUCUGCUAUUCAUUCGACAAGGAUAUAUGCAUCAGGACAGGCCAACCACCAUCUUUAAACGACACGCACUGCGACUUGAGUCUGCCCGAUGAUUAUGUGCAGCUGCAAAACAUCAACCUCCAGCACGACAUGCCUCCUGUCAAUGACAACACUAUUCCUCUCUAUCCUUGGGAUCUUCGUUUGUCUAUGCUAAAAUCCAGAAUAUAUGAGGGCCUUUAUUCAGCAGUCUCUCUCUAUCAGAGUGCAUCUCAGUUGCUAUCGAGUAUCCGAGCUCUAGAUGAAACAUUAGAGCAAUGGAGGGUGUCCCUUCCCUCGGAUUUUCGGCCCACGCUGUAUUUUUCUGACGACACACACAUCAGUGCCAAUGUGAAUACCCAGGCGGUGAUGCUCAGGUUAGCAUACUAUCACUGCGUCACCUCAAUCCACCAAGCAGCAAACCGCUAUCGCAACUCAGCCUUGGACCCCGCAGGUACAUGGCUGAGCGGCAUAACUUCUAGCAUUAAUCUGUCUAUCACUGCCAGUCGGUCAACGCUGUCUUAUCUCAAGAGAGUGCUGCCCAUUAUAAAGGGGAAAUGUUUCUGGAUCAUACUAUUCUACGCUAUCACCGCAGUGUUGACUCUCUUUUGCGAUACCAUCUCUGACCCGCAUGGCCCUGAUGUACAUCACAAUGUCGAGCUAUUGCAAGAUGUUCCUGGGUUAAUCCAUCGCGUCCCUGUCCGACACCUAGCACUUGGGGAACUCACUCACCUGCAGUAUUUGAACGGAUUUACUACGGAGCUUGCUGCCAUUUGUGUGCGCGCCACAUCGAAGGCGCGAAGGGGAUAG